CGAGAAACAUCGUGGUUGGAACACUCUCCUUAUUAUUAGACUGAUUAUCUAUAAUGAACCUGUGAUUUGUGUUUUACGUGUAAGAUACUGUGCAUUAAAUAAAAUGUGGGGUGAAAGCAGCAAGAACUGUGAGAUUAACUGCCAGUGUUCCGGGUUAAUAACUGAGAGUUUUAAAAUAAAUUCCGGCAACAACGCUACGAAGAGGAAACAGGAAGAAGCUCUCACAAACAACUUCAGAAUUAAAAUGAUGCCACUGUCCCUGGACUUCAACAGAAAACAGUCACCAUUAAGUUCGCCUAUCGCCACACCAUCAAAGAGAAGAGUCCUCGGUGAAAUUCAAAAUUCUCCCUUAUUCAGACCCAAAGACUCGCCCACAAUUGAAAGAUUAAAAAACACACCGUUAAUAGACAAGAAGUCACCUUUGAUUGAUCGUAACUCACUCUCCCCUUUAACAAGUCGAACAGACAGAUCCAAGCGGUCUUCAAAGAUAUCAAGGAUAUUUGAAGAACGCUCUAAAUUCAAGAUGUCAAACAAAGAGAAUGAUACCUCAUUGAUGAGUGAGACUUUCUUGAAAAUAGAUGUUGACGAGGAGACAAGGGAUUGCUCGUUCGGGGAUAACUUCCCGUCGUGCUCGGCAACGAAGCUUGCCAACUGGUCGAUGGCUAAGCUCGACUUCACGGAUGCACUUCAAACAUAUGGAAUGGACAGAACUGACAAUGUCAAAGAGAAUAUUGACAUGUACGUGCCGGAGAAAGAAGUGGACGUUGACCCUGACUUUGAAACAUUACACGAUUUGGAAGAGGAGUUUGAAUCUCACAACUUCGAUGAAUGCACCAAGUACGAAAUUAUAUCAACGGACAGUCCCAACAUCAUAUCGUCUGGGCGAACAACGUCAAGGAAGAUAAAUUCCAGGAAUUUCGAGUUCGGUGCACCAUUAUCUGAAAACGAACAGUCAACAUCCUUCAAUAAACCAAAUGCUAACGCUACAAGAAUGUUAAACUUCGAAGAUGAGAGCUUCGAGUUCACUUCACCAGCUGCUAAACGACCUUCUCAUAAUGUAUCCGUGAAAAAAUCUUUGAAGUUCACUGAAACACCGACCAAGAAUGUAUUACGGCAUGAGAAAAGUGAUUCCAGUAUUGGUUCCAUGACAUCAUCACCAUCUUCAACUAAGUUAAGAAUAUAUCCUUCAGGCUCAACAACAUCCAUGGAAAGCGGUUUUAUAUCUGAACUAGAAGAACCAUUUUUAGAUAUUGAUGAUGUCUCAAACUCUCCUAAAAUGGCCAAUUUUAAUGAACUCCUCUCAGGACAGAUUAGAGAUAGCUUCGAAAGCGAAUUCAGCUUACGAAGGCCAUUACAAAGAAGUUUGAGCUUCAACCCUGAAGCGACAAAGGCAAGAGUAUCACUGUUUGCUAUAAAUGAGAGUCCCGCUAAGAAAUGUAACAAACGAGGUGAUAGAAAUGAAACAGAUAACAUUUCAAACAAACGGAGGAAGUCAAACUGUGAGAGUCCCAAAGUGGAGAGAUUGCAACGACCAGUUUUGCAACGGGCAUUCUCCGAGAACAAUGCUUCUAUCAUGACGGCCUUAGCAAGAUCGGUUGUAGACCCAGAUUUAAUCGGCGACUUCUCGCUACCGUUCGCGCUUCCCCUCACACAUGGUGACCACACAGAUCUGAAGUCAAUAUCGUGUGACACGCUUGCUUCACUCCUACGUGGGGACUACAACGACAGCAUCAAUGAUUUUCAGGUCAUAGACUGCAGGUACCCCUACGAAUUUGAAGGUGGACACAUCUUGGGAGCGAGGAACCUGUUCACGCCGGCACAAGUACUGACUCUAGUGAGCCAGCCGUUACAACCCAAGGACUCGGACAAGCGGAGCAUACUCGUCUUCCAUUGUGAAUUUUCUCUGGAACGGGGGCCUAAAUUAUCCCGCUUCCUACGUUCUUCAGAUCGCGCGAAAAACAAGGAGAACUACCCAUCACUUCAUUAUCCGGAAGUGUACUUGCUGCACGAGGGCUAUCGGGCCUUCUACCAGCGGUAUCCUGAUUUAUGCUCGCCAACGGGAUACACCGCCAUGCUGGAUCCCCAGCACAGGCAUUUAUUAAGAAAACACAGAUCAGUACAGCAACCGUCCUCUUCAACACAUCAGAGACGGAACAGGCUGUUGCUAUAAAUGUGCAAUCAUGUUUUUUAUUAAAAAUAUACAGCAUUUACUAAACAUAUUGACGUUAAAAUGUUGACGGUCUACUAAAAAGACCACGGUCUACUCAAAAGACCGGACUAAAUUUCACUGUAAAAUGUAUUUUAAUGAUGGAAGCUAUCAUAUUUGGACUAAUUCGAUUCGGUCUACUGAGUAGACCGUCGGUCUUUCGAGUAGAAUGACAUCGAUGUAUUUAAUGACAUCAUCCUUUUGAAAGGAAACGUUUAAAAGGCGAGAAAUUAUAUUAAAAUUAUUCUAGUUUUUAUUGUAAAUAGAAGAAAAUUAUGCCAUAUUAUUUUUAAAAUUAAGUUAUAAGUACAAAGUAGAUUAAGACGAUCCCACCUUUGUAGAUUAAUCAGUUUAGCGUAAGUUAAAAUAAUGCAAUAUUUAAAUAAAAAAUAAUAAUAAUAAACAAUUAUUAUUAAUAAUAAAAAAAUAAACUGCGAAAUAAUAUAAAAGAAAACUUGACUUAAAAAAAAACGUAUUUCAUUUAAUUAAGCUUUAAAAACUCAACUUGUGCCGUGUUAGACCCAAGAUAGAAUUAAAAUUAAUAUAAUAUUAGCUACGAGCCAUAUUAAGUAGGUUUUGAUAGUGAAAAUAUAGAUUUAUACAAGAUAAAUUGCAACGAUCUGACACUAAUUGGUAGACUAAUAGUCCACCAGAUCAGUGAGCCAGUGUAACUCGUUGCAAACUGUCUAACUCGAGACUAUAAAUGUGUCAUACGGUAAAAGUUCCCAAGUGACGUCAUAAUAAAGGGAAUUAUCUUGGAGGAAUUUAGGGAAUAUUCCGCGACAAAGGGCCAAAAUAAUAUGAAGUUUUGUAGAAAGUGUUAAUAUUCCUUUAUAAAGUAAAAAGCGUAACUUCAACAAGGGAAUUUAAACGUGAUGCUUUUAUGGCGGUACUUCAGUUAGCGUUCUUCUAUGCAACAAAUAUGUGAUUCAAAUAUGGCAAAUCAAUUGCCAAAACAAGCAAAUAUUUGCCAACAAAUAUUUGGGGGAGUCGUUGCUGUUUUAAUUUCUGUAGCUCUGAUAGUGGUCCAAAUUCGGCCAUAUUGAAAAGCUAUACCACAGAUUUAGUACGGCUAGACACCGCAAGACUGUGAAAUAUGUAAACCGACCGUAUCUUUUUUUUAUACCUUUCACUAGCGAUGGUAGGUAAUACCUUCAUGGACUCUUAUUACCCAAGAAGAGUUUAUAACUACACAACUAAACAAACACAAACUAUAGUAGCGUGUAAAGUUUGGUCAUAGCUAUAACUUCGGCUACGCUCGGUCGGAGGACAUGCAGUGUCUAGCCUGCUUUAAAUCUGUAGAUAAUAAAAAUGCUAAAACUACCAAAAAAAAAACACUUGACAGACAGAGAAGAAAAUGUACUAAACUGUUUUGUCUUUGUUCCCGGCGUUUUUCGGGAUAACAAGAGGAGCCUAGGUCACAUCGUUGCUGCGUGUAAUGUCAAACGAACAGACUUUACGCAUAUAUAAAAUUAUUAGCAAUUGUAUGAGUCGUUCACAAGUAAUUGAGUUUUUUUUUUAUAAUAAUGUUUAAUAUCAAAGAAAACAAUUUACUAAAAAAAAACAAAAAAAUAUAUAUGAUCAAAGACCAUCCAUACUACAUCCACCAAAAAAAAAUACAUUAAAGAAAUGAUAUUUUUAAUACAACCAUUAAAAAAACGACAACAUCAUUUAUCGUUAAAAUAAAACAAACUUUUUUCGGAAUCCUAUAAAAUUCAAAUAACUAAAUGAUCUAUAUUAACGUUUUUAAUUAAAUUAAACGUCAAAGUUUUCCCGCCAAAAUUGAGGUAAUGGCGUGUCAUUUGAACAAAACAUUGAAAAUAUGUUACAUUCGAGGCAGUCAGCCUGCCGAAGGGUGAAAAUUAUGGCAAUAUAUGUUACGCUUCGAUUAUGUUUAACUGAUAAAGAUUUAUUUUUAUUUAAAGAAAAAAUAUAACAAUUUUAAGCAUAGUGUAUAGUAAUGAUUUUUUUAUCUGUAUGGUACGAGCACGUUUUUUUUUUUUUAAUUUAAGUUCAAUUCAAACUCGUUUGUCGGAAAAUUAAGAAAGUUAUGUUUUAAUUAUAAUGAAUGGACUAAGCAUAAAACUCAUUUUAAAAUUUUAGUCUACUCAAAAGACUGGGACUAGUUCUACUUUAAAAUAUAGAGUAUUAAUGAUAAUUUAGAUAAAGGAUACUUGUCUUUGUUACAAUAACGCCUCUAUUUAUACACACAACAUUAUUAUUUGCUGGAUAUUUACGAAUGUACUCAAAUUUAGUCAUUUAUUUGUCUAAAAAUAUCGCAAUCCUUUUAAACCCAAUGUCAUUUCGUAAUAUCACUUUUCGUCAAUAAACGAGUUUAUUAUUUAACGACAAAAUUAUUUAUAUAUGUAAAUAUUAAUUUAAAGGAAGCGACGCAAUCGUUCGUGUCUAUCGAUACUGAAUAAUUAAAAAAUAAACUAAAAGUUUUAUAUAAUUCUCAGACAAUACGUAAACUGAACGAUCACUUACGACUGUGUCUCCAGAUAUGAAUCAGUGCUGUAACUUUAACAGAGCUUCUAUAACGCCCAUUGGUUGCUUGUGGUCUUCAUUAGCGAAGUCAUUUCAUUGGAUUUGCAGUGAUUCGUUACGCUUGUCUAACCGCGCGCAUCGACCAAUCAGAUGCGAGUAUUUUGUACAAUAGGAGUUACAGCACUGAUUAUCUUGUAAAGUAUCCGUUUUUUUAUUGUUUUUUUGAGAUUUUUCGGGCUCGCCCGCAUAGCCUACGCUUACUAAAUAUAAUAUUGUAAAUAUAUCCUAACUUUAGUGAAUACUUCUCGAAUGUUCUUAACAAGUUACUAUGUAUUCGUUUUUCGUGAUUCAUUAUUACAUGUAAUUUUUAUUGAAAAUUUCUAUUUUUAGGGCAACAUUAUGUAUUAAUUC
Messenger RNA from Vanessa atalanta (red admiral), 5104 nucleotides. RefSeq names its product M-phase inducer phosphatase-like (gene Cdc25). Gene Ontology annotation, biological process: positive regulation of G2/MI transition of meiotic cell cycle; G2/M transition of mitotic cell cycle; protein dephosphorylation. Gene Ontology annotation, cellular component: nucleus; cytoplasm. Gene Ontology annotation, molecular function: protein tyrosine phosphatase activity. The transcript has 6 exons. The coding region runs from base 104 to 2170 and encodes 688 amino acids. The record is from RefSeq and is a predicted model, not a curated record. NCBI's taxonomy places the organism in Eukaryota, Metazoa, Arthropoda, Insecta, Lepidoptera, Nymphalidae.